AUGAUCUCUUCGUACACCGCAAAUCUGGCUGCUUUUCUGACGGCACAGCGAAUGACGUCACCCAUCGAAAAUGCCAACGAUCUAGCCAAGCAGACCAGCAUCGACUACGGCUGUCUGUUGUCUGGAUCAACCAAGGCAUUCUUUCAGCAUUCAGACUCGUCACUCAUCAAGCGCAUGUGGGCGGUCAUGGAAGCAGCUCAGCCCAGCGUGUUCGCCGAGACUAACGAGAAGGGUGUCGAGCGCGUGCUUCGUGGCGGCUACGCCUACCUGAUGGAGUCCACGACCAUCGAGUACAUGGUGCAGAAAAACUGCCAGCUCAUGCAAAUUGGCGGACUGCUGGACUCUAAGGGAUACGGCAUAGCCACACCCCCUGAGGCCAAGAUCCGCAGCGUUCUGUCCGCAGCCAUCGUGGAGUUCCACGAAGGGGACCUGCUUUUCAAGCUGAAAGAGAAGUGGUGGAAAACGCGGAACCCACCGGACCCCACAGCGCUGGCCAAAUGCCAGCUGUACUCCAACGCUUCAUCGUCGUCGUCGAGCAGUAGUGAGAUGGGCCUCGCCUCCGUUGGUGGUGUCUUCAUCGUCUUGUUCUUCGGAUGCCUCGCGGGGGCUAUACUCUGCUUGGGAGAGUUUAUUUGGGAGCUUCAGAAGACUCCGUAUGGAGAAAGGGAGUCCAUCGUCAUGGAGAUGUUCCACGCGUGCAAGUUGGUCGUGACAUGCCGCGGACGCAAGUUCAGUCCGAAGUCCCUGUCCAUGGAAGGCUCACUUGACGGAGAGGCUACUCUUCGCUCUGCUGCUCAGUCUUCGACAAGAAGCGGGGGCACGGCUGUAGCAUAG
Rhipicephalus microplus (southern cattle tick) is the source of this 834-nucleotide messenger RNA. Its product is annotated as glutamate receptor ionotropic, kainate 2. The record is from RefSeq and is a predicted model, not a curated record. Gene Ontology annotation, cellular component: membrane. Gene Ontology annotation, biological process: monoatomic ion transport. Lineage: Eukaryota; Metazoa; Arthropoda; Arachnida; Ixodida; Ixodidae. Gene Ontology annotation, molecular function: ligand-gated monoatomic ion channel activity; signaling receptor activity.